This is a messenger RNA of Lontra canadensis (Northern American river otter), 2002 nucleotides long. RefSeq names its product MLLT1 super elongation complex subunit (gene MLLT1). Gene Ontology annotation, cellular component: super elongation complex. Gene Ontology annotation, biological process: regulation of DNA-templated transcription. Lineage: Eukaryota; Metazoa; Chordata; Mammalia; Carnivora; Mustelidae. The record is from RefSeq and is a predicted model, not a curated record. Bases 16 to 1725 code for a protein of 569 amino acids. The transcript is spliced from 12 exons.
CUUAAAAAGUGAGAGAUGAUGAGCAUCUUGGACUUAAGGAGACACACAGACGGGAGACGGGAGUGCACUGUCCAGGUCAAGUUAGAGCUGGGACACCGUGCCCAACUGCGCAAGAAGCCCACCACGGAGGGGUUCACCCACGAUUGGAUGGUGUUUGUCCGUGGCCCCGAGCAAUGUGAAAUCCAGCACUUCGUGGAGAAAGUGGUCUUCCGGCUGCACGACAGCUUCCCCAAGCCCAAGCGCGUGUGCAAGGAGCCCCCUUACAAAGUGGAGGAGUCGGGUUACGCGGGGUUCAUCAUGCCCAUCGAGGUGUACUUCAAAAACAAGGAGGAGCCCCGGAAGGUUUGCUUCACCUAUGACCUGUUCCUGAACCUGGAGGGCAACCCGCCUGUGAACCACCUGCGCUGUGAGAAGCUCACCUUCAACAACCCCACCGUCGAGUUCCGGUACAAGCUGCUGAUGGCUGGCGGGGUGAUGGUAAUGCCCGAAGGAGCAGAAACGGUGUCCAGGCCCAGCCCCGACUACCCCAUGUUACCCACAAUUCCACUCUCUGCCUUCUCUGACCCCAAGAAGACCAAACCGUCCCACGGCUCCAAGGACGCCAGCAGGGAGAGCAGCAAGGCCUGCAAGACCCACAAGACCGCCAAGGAGCACCGGGAGCGGCCGCGCAAGGACUCCGAGGGCAAGGCCCCGUCCAAGGAGCCGGAGCGCGAACAGGCCAGGAGCGCCAAGGACGCUGCGCGGAAGCUGGGCGAAGGCCGGCCACCCAAGGAAGAGAAGGCCCCACCGGCCAAGGCCGCGUUCAAGGAGCCCAAGAUGGCCCUGAAGGAGACCAAACUGGAGAGCAUGUCCCCCAAGGGCGGGGCCCCCCCCCCCCCCCCCCCCCCCAAGUCUUCCAGCAAGCGGCCAGCCGCCGCCGACUCCCCCAAGCCCAGCGCCAAAAAGCAGAAGAAGAGCAGCUCCAAGGGGUCCAGGAGCGCCCCCAGCACCUCGCCCCGCACCUCGUCUUCCUCCUUCUCGGACAAAAAGCCAGCCAAGGACAAGGGCAGCGCCAAAGGGGAGAAGGUCAAGACCGAGAGUGAGCCCAGGGAGAUCAAAAAGCCCCCAGAGGUGGAGGAGUCCAACUCGGAGGACGAAGCCUCCUUCAAGACAGAGUCUGCACAGUCAAGCCCCUCCAAUUCCAGCUCCAGCUCCGACUCGAGCUCGGACUCGGACUUCGAGCCUUCCCAGAACCACAGUCAAGGACCCCUGCGCUCCAUGGUGGAGGACCUGCAGUCCGAGGAGUCCGACGAGGACGACUCUUCGUCAGGCGAGGAGGCCUCUGGCAAGACGAACGCUGGGAGGGAUUCCAGGUUGAGCUUCAGUGACAGUGAGAGUGACAACAGCGCCGACUCCUGCCUGCCCAGCCGAGAGCCCCCUCCCUCCAAGAAACCACCCCCACCCAACAGCAAGGCAUCAGGCCGGAGAAGCCCGGAGUCCUGCAGCAAGCCCGAGAAGAUCCUCAAGAGGGGCACCUAUGACAAGGCCUACACGGACGAGCUGGUAGAGCUGCACCGGAGGCUGAUGGCCCUGCGGGAGCGCAACGUGCUGCAGCAGAUCGUCAACCUGAUCGAGGAGACCGGCCACUUCAACGUCACCAAUACCACCUUCGACUUCGAUCUCUUCUCCCUGGACGAGACCACCGUGCGUAAGCUGCAGAGCUACCUGGAGGCCGUGGCCACAUGACCCUGGGCCGGGUGCCGGGCCCUGUUCGCUGGGGCCCUGGGCGGCCGCAUCCGGGCCCCGCCUUCCUCCUCCUCUCUCGACUCACCCACCCGCAGCACUGCCUUAGUGACCGCCCUGUCCUCGGCCCGCACGGCCAGCUGCACUUUCCUCGUCGGCUCCCGGCCCGCCCUCCCCACCACCUUAGCGGGAGCCCUGAGGCUGAGGGGGGGCCGGCCAGUGCCGCUGCUCCCCAACACGCAGGGGCCGUCCCUGCACGCCCCCCGGAAAGCAGCGGGCG